AAAUGUUAAACAAAAAACUUUGAAAAUAAAAUAGCUAAAGCGCUGUUUUUAACGACUUAUCAUAGACAAUAAUAUUGUAAUAUAGGAUGAAUGAAAAUAACUUAAAAAAAACUAAUUUUAAAGGCUUAUAUGGGGUGGUUAUUGCCUCAGUUGUGAUUCCAGCAAUUACAUUUUGUGUAUCUUUAGCAGUUGGGUAUAAAUCUCAAACAGUUAAUUCAACGUAUACUCCUUUUGUUAGUGAAGCUGGUGACCAAAAACCUAAUUCAAGUAUUUUUACUUUGGGAUUGUCGCUUAGCGGUAUGAUGACAAUGGUUAUUAUUAUAAUUAGAUUUUACCAAGUUAAAUUUUAUUUUACAGAAAGAAAUGAAUGCUUUAGUCGAAUAAACAAUUUUUCUCUAAUAUGUGGUAUAACGUUAGUGUUUGGCGAAUUCAUUGUGGCAGCCUUCCAGCUUUCAAACAUCACACCUAUCCAUUUCCUAGGUGCUGGUAUGAACUUUCUAGGUGCGGUGUUAUAUUGCGGAACUCAGUGUUAUUUCACUUCUCAAAAUCCAAAAACUAUUUUCUUUUUUCGUGUCAUAUCUACUGUUACUAUGGCAUUUUCAUCAAUGGUGUUUGUAGUUUUCAUGGUGCCACCUUUGACUCGACAUAACCGUAAUGGCGAAAAUAUCGCACAGACUUUUGAAUGGAUUCUUGUCACCUGCCAGUUAAUUUUUAUGCUCACAUUUUUGUAUGACUUUCGUAGAUUGGAAGUUGAGUUCAGAUUUAAGCAAAUUGAUCCACAAGAUUCCGAUAAUGAUAAAAUGACACAAGAUUUCGAUAAUGGUAAAAAAACAUUUCUAAACUUUACUUUCUUCAAUGAUCGAAAAGAUUACGAGACUAUUAAUUAAAAGUAAAGUACAUUUCUUUAUUUUUAAAAUUUUUCAUUUUUUAGAUGUUCAAAUACA
This is a messenger RNA of Hydra vulgaris (swiftwater hydra), 944 nucleotides long. RefSeq names its product DNA damage-regulated autophagy modulator protein 1. NCBI's taxonomy places the organism in Eukaryota, Metazoa, Cnidaria, Hydrozoa, Anthoathecata, Hydridae. The record is from RefSeq and is a predicted model, not a curated record.